This is a messenger RNA of Dreissena polymorpha, 1332 nucleotides long. RefSeq lists its product as uncharacterized. The coding region runs from base 1 to 603 and encodes 200 amino acids. NCBI's taxonomy places the organism in Eukaryota, Metazoa, Mollusca, Bivalvia, Myida, Dreissenidae. The transcript has 6 exons. The record is from RefSeq and is a predicted model, not a curated record.
AUGGACAUGCAUAACAUUGAGACAACAACAUUGCCGGAUCACAUUUCGGACAAAACACACGCAGGGUUUAACAAAAGCGUUGAACAUGUUGAUAUAAAAGCUACUUCUUUACCUGGAGGAUUUGAUACCUUCUAUAAAAAGUUUAUAAUUAUACUAAGUGCCUCAGCAGCGUCUGUGGUCAUUAUCGCAGCAUCGCUGUUGAUAUACCUCUACAGGAAAUACAAUCAUUUAUCAGAUGCGUUUGUUGCCAUCGUUACACCAGUUCAUGAUACCUCUCACACAAACGAGAACACAAAUGCGGCAGUGUCUGAUGUCGUAGAAGAAAACAGACGAUCGACCAUUGACAUUUACGAAAGCAUCCCCAUGACGUUUUUUUCGCCGAUUGCCGACAGUUUCCCUGUACCGCAAGGAGCAAACAUUUUAGAUAUUUGUGCGGAUUCUGGCAGUGAAUCGAGCAUUGGAAGUGUCCAUUAUUAUGACGCCGUCCGAGAUUCCAAGAAUGUCGAGGAACCAUCAUCUAGCGGCGCCGGAGCGGUUUGUGACGUGAAUCCAAAUAAAACGGGCUUCUACGAGAGUCUUGCUGGAAAGGGACCUAAUGGAUAAUCACAAUACACCGCCAACGCUAGCAGCUUAUUUCCAAAUUAGCAUGCACAUUUCAAAAAAGCGUCAGUGUCACUGUGAUGAGCAACACUUCAUGGACGACUCAGCAUUAUUGACAAACCAUCGCAGGCUUAACGAUCAAUAACACGUUUUUAUUUUAAACCUAUUUAUUUUAGCUCGAUUGCAUAGAAAGCCUAAAUCUUAUUUGAAACGCUUUCGAGUCCGUUUCCUUGGACUAGACUAGUACUUGGCUUCAAUUGGGGAAAUCUGAAAAACGCCCCUAGACGUUGCGAACUCACAUAAAAAAAGUAAUAUAAAUGAAAACGUCUUAAUAAAUAUAGAUCGAUACUCUCUAGGUCAAUAGAAGAUGAUUGAGACAAAAACUAUACACCUCUGAUUAUUUGAUUAAUACGAUUUGUCGAUUUGUUCAUAAAAAUCUAAUACACGUUUAUUUAAUCAAAAUAUACAUGCGUUUAUAAAUUAAACAAAACAAACACACGAUCUGUGUCCAAUGGUUCAUCGACCAGCAGCAAAAGUGCAUAUCCACCACAACUUAAGCUGCGAUUCAAAGUUUCCGUAUAUGACCAAUGUUCUCAUGUUAACUUUACGACGUUUAUUGUUCCAUUGUUCUUCAUGGCUGUCUUUUAAUACUUGCAUGAAUCAAUAACUACAUAGUAAUUUUCCGAUGAAAUAUUUAAACUUUAUCUUCCGCCAAAAAGAAACACCAAUACA